AUGCCUCGAGGCAGCCGCAGCUCCGGAGUGAAUCGUGCUCCUCCUCCAGCAACAGCUCAGGCUAGUAAUGGUGGUGGUUCUAUGCUUGGUAAUAUUGGCUCAACCAUAGUUGAAGGUAUUGGUUUUGGUACUGGAAGUUCGAUUGCACACAGGGCUGUUGAUUUUGUGAUGGGACCAAGAACCUUUCGGACUGAAACCGUUGUUUCUGAGACUGCCUCUGCUGCUUCCCCUGUUGCAAACACCAAGGUUUCUUCUGGUUCUUGUGACAUUCACUCCAAGGCUUUCCAGGAUUGUGUCAACAAAUUUGGAAGCGACAUCAGCAAGUGCCAGUACUACAUGGACAUGUUGUCUCAGUGCAAGAAGAGUUCUGGUUCAGUGAUGGCUGCUUAA
This is a messenger RNA of Arabis nemorensis, 390 nucleotides long. NCBI's taxonomy places the organism in Eukaryota, Viridiplantae, Streptophyta, Magnoliopsida, Brassicales, Brassicaceae. The record is from the annotation of a GenBank genome assembly.